Molecule: messenger RNA, 1993 nt
Organism: Suillus subalutaceus
Lineage: Eukaryota; Fungi; Basidiomycota; Agaricomycetes; Boletales; Suillaceae
Product: CTP synthase N-terminus-domain-containing protein
Exons: 14
Coding region: 157-1851 (564 amino acids)
Biological process (GO): pyrimidine nucleobase biosynthetic process; CTP biosynthetic process
Cellular component (GO): cytoophidium; cytoplasm
Molecular function (GO): CTP synthase activity; identical protein binding
Source: RefSeq, a predicted model, not a curated record
CAUACACGUUCGAUGUCAUUCAGGGGCGUGAUAAGAUAGUGGCAGUGUAUAUGUAUAGCCUUAUUUGUUGAUCACGUCUCCAAAAUUUCGACGGAUCCUGCUCGUAUUCUUUUGCGAGCUCUUUCAUCUGCUUGCCACCUUCCCAUUGUUGCAGCGAUGACAAAAUAUAUCCUCGUUUCUGGAGGUGUUGUUAGUGGGAUUGGGAAGGGUGUUAUCGCCUCCUCGACAGGCCUACUCUUAAAAACUGCAGGCCUCAAAGUCACAGCUAUCAAGAUAGAUCCUUAUAUGAAUAUAGAUGCCGGUACUAUGCGACCGACAGAACAUGGCGAAGUCUACGUUCUGAAUGACGGUGGUGAGGUGGAUCUAGACCUCGGGAAUUACGAAAGAUACCUGGAUGUCACACUAUCCAAAGACAAUAACAUUACUACAGGUAAAAUUUAUCGCGAAGUUAUUGACAAGGAGCGGAGAGGGGAGUACCUUGGAAAAACGGUGCAGAUCGUGCCGCAUGUAACGAAUGCGAUUCAAGAUUGGAUACAACGUGUUUCAAAAGUGCCGGUGGAUGAAUCGGGAGAGGAACCCGAUAUCUGUAUCGUGGAGCUUGGCGGCACUGUCGGCGACAUCGAGUCGGCGCCGUUUAUAGAGGCAAUGCGCCAGUUCCAGUUUCGCGUUGGACACGAUAACUUCGCAUUAAUUCAUGUUUCACUUGUCCCUGACAUGCAUGGUGAGCAGAAGACGAAGCCAACUCAGACUACUGUCCAUGCGCUGCGUGGGCUCGGUUUGCUGCCCGACCUAAUCGCGUGCCGGUUAUUGGGACGCCAACCCCUUGAAUCCUCUACCAAGGACAAAAUUUCAAUGUUCUGUCACGUUGCGUCAGAGCAGGUGAUAGGUGUCCAUGAUGUCUCAUCUGUCUAUCACGUCCCUCUACUCUUGCACGGCUCAAUCUCGCAAGGUUUGAACAUCACGGAGGAGUGGGUUUCCAAAGGGUUGUCCUUGGAAGCGAAGUGGAGAGGCGUGACAAAAGGGCAAGAACGCCUCUUCGACGAGGUCAAAAUUGUUCUUGUUGGGAAGUACACCGAUUUGAAAGACUCGUACAUGUCUGUCAUAAAAGCCCUUGAACAUUCUGCAUUCCGCGUUCGCAGGAAACUCACUAUUCAGUGGGUUGAGUCAUCGGACCUGGAGUCUUCAACGCAGGAGUCUGAUCCUGCUAAAUACCACGAUGCGUGGCGAGCAGUUGUUGGUGCUGGCGGUAUUCUGGUUCCAGGUGGGUUCGGGAAGCGCGGCACGGAGGCAAAUCCCUUUCUUGGAAUCUGCUUGGGCUUCCAGAUGGCUGUGGUAGAAUGGGCACGUAGCGUGCUCGGCAUACCAGAUGCUCAAUCGACCGAGUUCGUUCCCGACGCGCAGAAUGCUUUUGUCGUUUUCAUGCCUGAGAUCUCACGCACUCAUAUGGGUGGGACAAUGCGUCUGGGUCUUCGACCCACUGUUUUUGACCGUAAUUUCGAGACUUGGUCCAAGGCUCGCAAGUUAUAUGGUGGCAAUGAAAAAAUGUGGGAAAGGCAUCGACACCGAUACGAGGUCAAUCCGGAACAUGUGCAGCGUCUGCAGGAGAGCGGUCUUACAUUUGUGGGCAAGGACGAAAAGGGGGAGAGAAUGCAGAUCCUUGAACUCAAAGAUCACCCAUUUUUCAUGGGUUUACAAGCCCAUCCCGAAUUGUGCUCGAGACCACUCAAUCCUUCACCGCCCUUCUUAGGCUUCAUUGCAGCAUCUUGUGGACAAUCUGAUCUCGAUGAACAGAUCCAGGAGCAACUGAGAUCCUUCCACCCACCUCACCCCGAACAUUCGAUGGUUAGGUGAAGAGGCGCUGAGGAUAAGUACACAGGAACAUCCAAUUGCCAAUGGUGUCGGAACUAUGACACCACCAACUGACUAAACAGCUACAUGGCAUAAUAUCACUCAUAAAUAACAUGUGGAAUCAAUGCUGUUGCGAAUGCUCUAU